Triticum dicoccoides is the source of this 4871-nucleotide messenger RNA. RefSeq names its product putative disease resistance protein RGA3. Gene Ontology annotation, molecular function: ADP binding. NCBI's taxonomy places the organism in Eukaryota, Viridiplantae, Streptophyta, Magnoliopsida, Poales, Poaceae. The record is from RefSeq and is a predicted model, not a curated record. The coding region runs from base 319 to 4581 and encodes 1420 amino acids. The transcript is spliced from 4 exons.
GCUUCAACAUCUCAGAAAAGUCUCCAAACUCCGGACUAGAGCCUGCCUACAGCCCCGCCCACGCAUCCGUUCAGCGCCGGCCACGAUAACUUCACCGGAGUCGCCUCCUGCUUCUGCGCCACGUCGCCGGCACCGACAAGGCUCUGAAUCUGCUGCUGCUGCUGCUACCGCCGAUACAAUGCUGGAGCUGGCGCCGACGUGCCUGUGAGGACCACGUCUUCCUCGCUGCUGCUGCUGCUGCGUUGCUGGUUCCUCGGUGCUGAUCAGGGGCGAGCUCGUGAAGUACCUGUGUUGGAGGAGUUUCUUUCGAGCAUUCCAAUGGCGGAGCUGGUGGCUACCAUGGCCAUCCGGCCGCUGGUGUCCAUGCUGAGGGACAAGGCAUCCAGCUACCUCCUUGACCAGUACAAUGUGAUGGAGGGAAUGGAGGAGCAGCACAAAAUUCUCAAGCGCAGGCUUCCUAUCAUCUUCGACAUCAUCACUGACAUCGAGCAGGCCACGGUCCGAGAAGGGCCGAAAGCCUGGCUUGAGGAGCUCACGACAGUGGCCUAUGAGGCAAAUGAAGUCUUUGACGAAUUCAAGUAUGAAGCACUCCGCCGUGAAGCAAAGAAGAAGGGGCACUACAAGGAGCUUGGCUUCGAUGUGAUAAAACUGUUCCCUACGCACAACCGUAUUGUGUUCCGUUACAAGAUGGGUCGCAAGCUUUGCAGGAUUCUUCAAGAUAUCAAUGUCCUCAUCGCGGAGAUGCAUGACUUUGGGUUGAGGCAGACAUUCUUGGUGUCCAAUCAGUUAGGGCAGACUCCGGUGUCCAAGGAGUGGAGGCAGACAGAUUAUGUCAUCAUUGACCCAAAAGAAAUUGCCAGAAGAUCCAGACACGAAGAUAAGAAUAAUAUCAUCGACAUGCUACUUGGUCAAGCUGGCAAUGCAGAUCUCGCAGUAGUUCCCAUUGUUGGAAUGGGGGGCCUUGGAAAGACCACAUUAGCGCAACUCAUAUACAAUGAACCUGAAAUUCAGAAGCAUUUUCCAUUGCAGCUCUGGGUCUGCGUCUCUGAUACCUUUGAUGUGAAUUUGGUGGCUAAGAGUAUAGUUGAAGCAUCCCCCAAGAAAAAUCAUGAUACAGACAAACCACCACUGGAUAGACUUCAAAAACUGGUGAGUGGGCAGAGGUAUCUCCUUGUAUUGGAUGAUGUUUGGAACAGAGAGGUCCACAAGUGGGAAAGCCUGAAGGCUUGUCUUCAUCACGGUGGCAGUGGUAGUGCAGUGUUGACAACAACCCGUGAUAAACAAGUUGCUGAAAUUAUGGGUGCAGAUAGGGCAGCCUACAAUCUCAAUGCUUUGGAGGAUUACUUCAUAAAGGAAAUUAUUGUAGAUAGAGCAUUCAGUUCAGAGAAUGAAAAGCCUCCCGAGCUACUCGAGAUGGUUGGUGAGAUUGUGAAGAGAUGUCGUGGCUCUCCUUUAGCUGCAACUGCACUGGGCUCUGUACUUCGUACCAAGACCAGCGUAGAAGAAUGGAAGGCUGUAUCAUCUAGCAGCAUUUGCACCGAGGGAACUGGAAUUUUGUCAAUACUAAUGCUUUGCUACAAUGAGUUGCCAUCACACCUGAAGGAGUGCUUUGCUUUCUGUGCUCUGUUUCCCAAAAAUUACCAGAUUGAUGUGAAGAAGUUGAUCCAUCUAUGGAUUGCAAAUGGCUUGAUCCCAGAACACAAAGAAGAUAGUCUUGAAACCAUUGGAAAACAUAUUUUCAAUGAGCUGGCCUCAAGGUCAUUCUUUCUGGACAUAGAGGAAAGUAUAGACAUCUAUGGGUAUUAUUCAACUACAUGUAAAAUCCAUGAUCUUAUGCAUGCUAUCGCAAUGUCUGUUAUGAAAAAGCUAUCUGUUGUUGCAACCGACGAACCAAGUCAAAUCCAAUGUCUUCCAGAUACUACUCGGCAUUUAUUUUUGUCACGUGACGAAGCAGAAGGUAGAUUCUUCUCACGUGAGGAAACAAAAGGUAUUUUGAAUGAGUCUCUGCAGAAAAGAUCCCCUGUUAUCCGAACACUAAUAUGUGAUAGUUUUUCGGGAAGCUCAUUGAAGCAUCUGUCAAAUUACAAGUCUUUGCGUGUCUUGAAGCUCCAUAUAGGGAGAGAAUACUUUCUACCAAAACCAAAGUAUUUGCGUUACCUAAGGUACCUUGAUCUCUCCAACAGUUAUAUCAAAGCACUUCCUGAAGAUAUAAGUAUUCUGUAUAACCUUCAAAUGUUGGACCUUUCCAACUGCUUUCAUCUUGGUCGACUCCCAAGGCAAAUGAAGUAUAUGACUUCCUUGCGUCACCUCUACACUCAUGGAUGUCCGAAGUUGGAGAGCAUGCCUCCAGAACUCGGAAGCCUCACUAAGCUGCAGACACUUACAUGUUUUGUAGCAGCAGUUACUAGCCCUGAUUGUAGUGAUGUUGCAGAGCUGCUUUAUUUAAACCUUUGUGGUCAGCUAGAGGUAUGUCAGGUAGAGAAUGUUAUAGAUGCAGAGGCAAAAGUUCUAAACCUUGGAAACAAGAAGGAUCUCAGAGAACUGACACUAAGAUGGAAUUCUGUUUGUGACAGCAAGGUGCUCGACAAUUUCAAACCACAUGGUGGGCUGCAGGUUCUGAAGAUAUAUUCCUAUGGAGGAAAGUGCAUGGGUAUGUUGCAAAACAUGGUUGAGAUCCAUCUUUUUCGUUGUGAAAGAUUGCAAUGUUUGUUCAGAUGUGAUACAUCCUUCACUUUUCCAAAACUGAAAGUGCUUAUGCUAGAAGAUUUGUUUGGUUUUGAGAGAUGGUGGGAAAUAGAUGAGAGGCAAGAAGAACCGAGAAUAUUUCCUGUGCUUGAGAAGUUGUUUAUUAGUAAUUGUGGAAAGUUGGUAGCAUUACCUGAAGCACCAUUGUUGCAAGGACCUUGUGAUGAAGGUGGUUAUACAUUGGCACGCUCAGCAUUUCCUGCCCUAAAGGUGCUCAAAAUGAAGAACUUGGAGAGCUUUCAGAGAUGGGAUGCAGUCAAAGAGACUCAAGGUGAACACAUAGUGUUUCCUUGGCUAGAGGAACUAUCAAUUGAGGAAUGCCCAGAGCUGACAGCAUUACCUGAAGCACCAUUGCUUCAAGAACCAUGUAGUGGAGGUGGUUAUAGAUCGGUACGCUCAGCGUUUCCUGCCCUCAAGGUGCUCAAAAUGAAAGACUUGGAGAGCUUUCAGAGGUGGGAUGGAGUCGAAGGGACAUUGUUUCCUCAGCUUGAGAAACUGUCAGUUCAGAAGUGCCCAAAGAUGAUAGAUUUACCUCAAGCACCAAAACUCAUUGUGUUGGAAGUUGAAGAUGGCAAGCAAGAGAUCUUUCAUUUUGUAGACAGAUAUUUGUCUUCAUUGACAAAUCUGAUUCUGAAGCUAGAAAACAUAGAAACAACAUCAGAAGCUGAGUGCACUUCAAUUGUACCAGUGGACAUCAAGGAGAGAAGGAACCAGGAAUCCCCUCUUACAGUUAUGAAGCUAAGAUGUUGCAACUCAUUCUUUGGAGUAGAUGCACUAGAGCCGUGGGACUAUUUUGUGCAUCUUGAAGAGUUGGAAAUUAAUAGUUGCGAUGUGCUCAUCUACUGGCCAGAGAAAGUGUUUGACAGGUUGGUAUCCUUGAGGAGAUUAGUGAUUAAAAAUUGCAAAAAUCUGAUUGGAUACACACAAGCUCCUCUUGAGCCAUUGGCGUCCGAAAGGAGUCAGCACCUGAGAGGUCUGGAGUUUCUUAGAUUACAAUUUUGUGCAAGUUUGGUCGAGAUGUUCAAUGUCCCGACAUCACUCAAGAGCAUUUCUAUUUGGGACUGCCCGAAGCUUGAGUACAUAUUUCGCAAGCAGCAGGGCAUGUCAGAGUUGGUCCAAGGAUCUUCUUGCAGUGAGGAAAUCAUGCCUGCAGCUGUAUCAGAGUUGCCAUCCUCACCCAUGAAUCAGUUUUGUCCAUGCCUAGAAGAUCUAACUUUAAUAAGAUGUGAAAGCUUACCAGCGGUUCUAAAUCUGCCUGCAUCCUUAAAGACCUUAGGAAUUGAUGGCUGCAGUAGUAUUCAAGUCCUAUCAUGCCAGCUGGGUGGGCUCCAGAAACCAGAAGUCACUACUUCCAUAAGCAGAAGUCCUAUCAUGCCAGAGCCAGAGCAUUUACUUCCUCCCCAUCUCGAAUCUCUAUCAAUAUGGGACUGUGCUGGCAUGUUGGGUGGGACUCUCUGUCUGCCUGCACCCCUCAAGAGACUAGACAUUAUUGGCAACAGUGGGUUGACAUCGCUGGAGUGUCUGUCAGGAGAACGCCCCCCAUCGCUGGAAGCCCUUUAUCUUGAAAGAUGCGGUACCCUGGCAUUCCUGCCAAAUGAGCCACAAGCAUACAGGUCUCUCUUGUUUCUUGAAAUUAGAGGCUGCCCUGCUAUAAAGAAGCUCCCUAGAUGCCUGCAGCAGCAACUGGGAAGCAUCAACUACAAACGACUAGAUGCCUGUUAUGAAGUGAUGGCACUUAAACCAAAGACAUGGAAGUUGAUGCCAAGGCUAGUCCGUGAGCGGAGGAAGGCCGCUCGACAAGCCAGAGAGUGCCAGCAAUCCGCCAUGCAGGAGUAAACAGGCACUCUUGGCCGAGAACUGUCGGAGCCUGCAGUUUAGGGCUGGCGACUGCUUGGCGUCGAGCCGAGCAUCUUUGAAUCGACAUCCUAGGCGGAGAGGAUCUCAUCUUGAUCUGGUUUGCUGCUGCCCAGUCAAGCAGAGGAAAACAGGGAAGAAACAACGUAGAAAGGGCAUGGUAGUUUCUUUUAUUUUUCUUCAGAAAUUGUACCAAUUUAUGUCACGAUUGUUAUCUGCUCCCUUAAACUCUUAUCAUUUUCUUGUUAAAGAUUCAGAUACUUGCCAUGUUU